Messenger RNA from Drosophila melanogaster (fruit fly), 1604 nucleotides. RefSeq names its product Cyclin-dependent kinase 5 (gene Cdk5). Gene Ontology annotation, molecular function: protein serine kinase activity; ATP binding; cyclin-dependent protein serine/threonine kinase activity. The transcript is spliced from 4 exons. The coding region runs from base 116 to 1000 and encodes 294 amino acids. The record is from RefSeq and is marked reviewed. NCBI's taxonomy places the organism in Eukaryota, Metazoa, Arthropoda, Insecta, Diptera, Drosophilidae. Gene Ontology annotation, biological process: regulation of synapse assembly.
UAACAGUGUGCUGUUAGGCGCACGAAUCCCUGGCCAGCAAAAACAAACUGCAAAAACAAUAAUCCCCGGAGUUUUCCAUCUGAACGCAAAAUAAUACACACCAAAACACAGCAAAAUGCAGAAGUACGAUAAAAUGGAGAAGAUCGGGGAGGGCACCUACGGCACGGUGUUCAAGGGUCGCAACCGCGACACCAUGGAAAUAGUGGCCCUGAAACGGGUGCGACUGGACGAGGACGACGAGGGUGUGCCCAGUUCUGCCCUCCGGGAGAUCUGCCUGCUGAAGGAGCUGAAGCACAAGAACAUUGUGCGCCUCAUAGACGUCCUGCACUCGGACAAGAAACUCACCCUGGUCUUCGAGCACUGCGACCAGGACCUCAAGAAGUACUUUGACAGCCUCAACGGGGAGAUCGACAUGGCCGUCUGCAGGAGCUUUAUGCUCCAACUGCUCCGCGGACUGGCAUUCUGCCACAGCCAUAAUGUCCUGCAUCGCGAUCUGAAACCACAGAACCUGCUGAUCAACAAAAACGGCGAGCUAAAGCUAGCUGACUUUGGUCUCGCUAGAGCCUUUGGCAUUCCCGUGAAGUGCUACUCCGCAGAAGUGGUGACCCUGUGGUACCGACCACCCGAUGUCCUAUUUGGAGCCAAGCUCUAUACGACCAGCAUAGACAUGUGGUCCGCUGGAUGCAUUUUGGCCGAACUGGCGGACGCUGGACGACCGCUGUUUCCUGGCUCUGACGUGCUCGAUCAGCUGAUGAAGAUCUUCCGUGUGCUGGGCACCCCCAACGAGGACUCCUGGCCAGGAGUUUCGCACCUCUCCGACUACGUGGCGCUUCCAUCUUUUCCGGCCAUCACCUCGUGGAGUCAGCUGGUACCUAGGCUAAACUCCAAGGGACGCGACCUGCUGCAAAAGCUGCUCAUCUGCCGGCCAAAUCAGCGAAUUAGCGCGGAGGCGGCGAUGCAGCAUCCCUACUUUACGGACAGCAGCUCUUCGGGACAUUGAGGUCGGAAGGUUCUUUCCAAGCCACUGUUUUCACGACCUUUGAUUAGACUUAAGCCAAAAUGCGAGACUUUGUCCAGCAAAGAUCUUUUAAUUAUAUAUGUAUGUCCUUGCAGUAGAGUUCGAUUAUAGUAUAAGAUAAAAAGUUCUUUAUAAUUUCAUUAGUUUGAUUUACCAAAGCAAAAGGUUUGAUUUAUGACAAUCCCUACCAAUGUGACACUUAAUAUAGCCAUUUGAGCUGCCAAAUUAACAUUUAUCGAUAAAAUACUUAUUGAUUCAGUAAAAUAGUUUUAUUCUUAAAAAUUUUUAUGUUGAGUGUAUCGUUAAGAUCCGAAAAUUGUUCAAAUUCCUAGACGAUAUCUACUGUUUGUGUGAAUGUGGAAAAAAUAUUUGAAAUCCUAGUUUCUGUUUUCAAAGACUAAAAACUAGGCAAUACAUCUGGUUUCCAAAUUUAAUGAGUGUCGACGAUUUUCUUAUUACAUUUAUUGUGUAUUUUUAAGAAUUUCGAUCUUUCUGAAUGAUAUGAGUCAUUAAGUAAAUUAGAAUAAAAAAAAUUGAGAUGUAACCUAGAUUUUUAAACCAAUAAAGACACUUACCGCAGCACUAC